UGCCUGAAGGGGGGAAUGGCACUGCCUGCGUGUGCAGCCCCAGUGCUCUGGCCGCCACUGCAACCAGAGCGAGAAGCGCCCGCCCGCACCACCUGUCCCCGCCGGCAUUCCAGAGUAGAGGCUGAAUUGGCAGAGAGCCGGCCCGGAUCAGUCGCCGCCUCAGUCAGCGCGGACCCUCCUAGGGGUGUGUCUCGCGGAUUCAACUCCCAGCCGCUGACGGACGAGCCCCUAAAGGCGUCUUCCUCCCAGGCGGGAGCCGCGCGUGCCCCACUCUUCGCGCUGUUGCCCCGAGGCCGCCGCAGGCGGAUGCACGACCUCCGGAGACGCUGGGACCUGGGCUCCCUCUGCCGGGCCCUGCUCACUCGGGGCCUGGCAGCGCUGGGCCACUCUCUGAAGCACGUGCUCGGUGCGAUCUUCUCCAAGAUUUUCGGCCCCCUCGCCAGCGUCGGGAAUAUGGAUGAGAAAUCCAACAAGCUGCUGCUGGCUUUGGUGAUGCUCUUCCUAUUUGCCGUGAUCGUCCUCCAAUACGUGUGCCCCGGCACAGAAUGCCAGCUCCUCCGCCUGCAGGCUUUCAGCUCCCCGAUGCCGGACCCGUACCGCUCAGAGGAUGAGAGUUCCGCCAGGUUCGUGCCCCGUUACAAUUUCAGCCGCAGCGAUCUCCUGCGCAAGGUAGACUUCGACAUCAAGGGCGAUGACCUGAUCGUGUUCCUGCACAUCCAGAAGACCGGAGGUACCACUUUUGGCCGCCACCUUGUGCGCAACAUCCAGCUGGAGCAGCCUUGCGAAUGCCGCGUGGGUCAGAAGAAAUGCACUUGCCACCGGCCGGGUAAGCGGGAGACCUGGCUCUUCUCCAGGUUCUCCACGGGCUGGAGCUGUGGGUUGCACGCCGACUGGACCGAGCUUACUAGCUGCGUGCCCGCCGUGGUGGAUGGCAAGCGCGACGCCAAGCUGAGACCGUCCAGGUGGAGGAUUUUUCAGAUUCUAGAUGCAAUGAGUAAGGAUAGACGGGGUUCUCCAAACACUAAUCCAGAUGCCAACUCUCCAUCAUCUAAAAAGGCGCGGAACACAUCUAAGAGUGGGAAGAACUUCCACUAUAUCACCAUCCUCCGAGACCCAGUGUCCCGGUACUUGAGUGAGUGGAGGCAUGUCCAGAGAGGGGCGACAUGGAAAGCAUCACUGCAUGUCUGCGAUGGAAGGCCCCCAACCUCUGAAGAGCUGCCCAGCUGCUACACUGGUGAUGACUGGUCCGGCUGCCCGUUGAAAGAGUUCAUGGACUGUCCCUAUAAUCUGGCCAACAACCGCCAGGUGCGCAUGCUCUCUGACCUGACCCUCGUAGGCUGCUACAACCUCUCUGUCAUGCCCGAAAAGCAAAGAAACAAGGUCCUCCUAGAAAGUGCCAAAUCGAAUCUGAAGCACAUGGCAUUCUUCGGCCUCACUGAGUUUCAGCGGAAGACCCAAUAUCUGUUUGAAAAAACCUUCAACAUGAACUUCAUUUCGCCGUUUACCCAAUAUAAUACCACUAGGGCCUCUAGUGUAGAAAUCAAUGAGGAAAUCCAAAAGCGGAUUGAGGGACUGAAUUUUCUGGAUAUGGAAUUGUACAGCUAUGCGAAAGAUCUCUUUCUGCAAAGGUAUCAGUUUAUGAGGCAGAAGGAUCAUCAGGAUGCUAGGCGGAAGCGUCAGGAACAGCGCAAAUUCCUGAAGGGAAGGUUCCUUCAGACCCAUUUCCAGAGCCAGGGUCAGGUCCAGAGCCAGAAUCCGAGUCAGAAUCAGAGUCAGAACCCAAAUGUGAAUGCAAAUCAGAAUGUGACUCAGAAUCUGAUUCAGAAUCUGCUUCAGAAUCUGACUCAGAGUUCAAGUCAGAAUUCAAUCCAGAAAGAAAACCGGGAAAACCCGAAGCAGAACCCAGGCCAAGAGCAGAGCGAUAGCAACACCAGCAAUGGCACCAAUGACUACAUAGGCAGUGUAGAGAAAUGGCGUUAAAUGGCUCCCAAAGGCUUUUGCACACUCUUCCCAAAGCGCCAGUAAAAAUAUGGCAAAUCUGAAAAGAUGAGAGUGUCCAAACACAUCUUGCUUCCUUAAAUUUGGAAGCUAAAAAAAGUUAAGAUGUUGCCUUUACAGUUGCCUUUCAAUUAUAUGUUAUACUGUGCGUGGGUAAAACAAAUUUCAAUAUGUAAUUAAAUUGUCCCCCCCCAUUUUUUUUUUGGUUUGUUGGACUAUUUAUACAAUCCAAAGCCAAACCAGACUCACCAGAAAUUGCUCUUUAGAUAUUGUAAGAAAUUCUUAAAUUCGUUAUAAAGACAAAAUGAAAACAAAAUGUGGCCACUUAACUUAUCACUAAAAAAAAAGGAAUUUAAAUUAUUGAUGAUACACUGUUAAAACUCAGUUUUAGAAGCAUUUUUUUUCAGGGGUUAGCAUGAAUAUAAACAUAAAAAGCCUAAAAUUAAACACACAACCUUUUGUUUUCUACAUUUUACCAAAAUGUACAAAAUGAAAAAUUUCUCUCCCAAACAUGGUUAGUUUUAUGAAAAGUAUUGGCUUUUCAAGUAGAACAGGAUCAUAUCUUGUUAAGAGAUGUUUAAAAUUUUAAACUUUUUCUACCUUCUACUCUCAAAGGUUUUAAACAGGGUGUAUCUCAUAUUAACAGAACACUUUUUUUUUUUCCUAAAUGGAAUACCAAUGUAAAGAUCUAGUUUCCAGAUACUUUCUGGGCACUGUAAUGUCAACAAUUCUGGAAUCUUUUGGCGCUGCUUCUCAUUCAUUUUAAGGCUUCUGAGUUGUGCUCAUGCCAAACUAACCCAUUUAUAGAAUCUUUCUUCGUCAUAUAAAUGGUGUGUUGCUGAAUUUAUUGUGAUGUAUAAUCCUGGAUAAAAGUCAGGAUUUUCUAUAGAAUUGUCUUAUCAAUAUUUGUGUAGUGAAGUCCUUAUCAAGAAACUCUUGAACAGGAUAAUGUGUCUAAUAAUAUUGCUGAAGUUAUUCUUGAUCAAAUAGAAUUGAACCUGAAUGUGAAUGAAUUGUUAUUUACUUUUGUACAUUUUUAUUGUAAUGUUUCCAGUUGGGCUGGCUAUUUCUAGCCCAUUAUUUCUUUUUCGUGUUGACAGAUUGUAGACAAUUACACAAGAAAAACAAUGGUAGACUAAGCAUUAGGAUAGCCAGUUAUUCAAUAACACCAAAACCGUACCUUGAUUCUUUGAGGUUAACCCUAUACCAGGUUUUGUUUUAAGAAAGAACCAAAGGAGACAGUGUUCUGCCAUGAGGUUAAGUAUCAGCAUAUAAGUUGAGGAAAGUUAGUCUAUCAGUAAAUACUUUAGGGUAUUGAUUAUGAAUUGAGCAGGGCAAAAAAGAAAGUACAUAACCCACUGUUCUACGAAGCAUUUUACAGAUUUUGCUGUACUUUUUAAAGAACUUACACUAACCCCCUUGCUGCCAAUCAAAUAAGGCAACUGGAAGUGGCAUUUGUUUUCAGAAGAGCCAUGCUUAGAAGUGUGACCAUAAGACACAUCUUGUACAAUCUGCUCAUUUGCAUGAUCUAGUUUCAUCUGUAAUAAUAUGGCCACAAGCUGGACAAGAAGCUGAGUAUUUGAAUUGAAAAUAAAUUUUCUUGACUCUGAGCUUGUGUCAAAAUUCCUAAAUUUUGCUUUGUCUGACAGUAUUGCAGUUCUGGGAAUUCUGGGAACUGAAAAACAGAAAGGAAUUAAAAAAAUAAAUAAAACAUACCUUCAAGUCAAAGUAUUUUAGAGUGAAACUAUUUUGUGUACAUUGUGUUUUUAAAAUAAAGACUCUGUAGAUCACUGUGGUAUUUCAAAUUUGUUUCAUUUUAAUUGAUAAUGUUUGCUCUUAAAACUGAUAGUUACUGUUAGAAAGCAAGAUGAAGCCCGAGCCAGUGGAAAAGCUUGUUUCAGAAAAUCAUUUUGUGUUGUUGCUGUGAUGUGCAUGGUUUGCAGAGAUUAAGUGCAUUUUUUUUCUGUCUGUACUGAUUAUUGUAUAUAGGGGAUGUUAUAAAUAUACUUUUUUGUCAGCAUCAUGAUUUCAACUGUAAACAUCUGUCCAAAUGGUGUAGCUUUACAAACCAUUCACUGAUUUUGUGUAAUUUAACAAUAGAUAUGAAAUAAAGUUUAAAUUGCAGGCUC
This is a messenger RNA of Myotis daubentonii (Daubenton's bat), 4127 nucleotides long. RefSeq names its product heparan sulfate 6-O-sulfotransferase 2 (gene HS6ST2). The record is from RefSeq and is a predicted model, not a curated record. Gene Ontology annotation, molecular function: heparan sulfate 6-sulfotransferase activity. Lineage: Eukaryota; Metazoa; Chordata; Mammalia; Chiroptera; Vespertilionidae. Gene Ontology annotation, cellular component: membrane.